Messenger RNA from Venturia canescens, 2726 nucleotides. RefSeq names its product four way stop (gene fws). The record is from RefSeq and is a predicted model, not a curated record. The transcript is spliced from 11 exons. Bases 74 to 2398 code for a protein of 774 amino acids. Lineage: Eukaryota; Metazoa; Arthropoda; Insecta; Hymenoptera; Ichneumonidae. Gene Ontology annotation, biological process: intra-Golgi vesicle-mediated transport. Gene Ontology annotation, cellular component: COG complex.
UGUUGACGUUUGUAUGUAACCUCAAACGUACACGUACGUCUGUACCUUUUCUUUUAUCGUGCCUAUAUAAAUUAUGAGUGAAAUAUUAGAUCUACAAAGUAUAGAAAAUGAUGAUUUUUUUAAGCAAUUUCUCAGUGACGAGAAUAAGCAAACCGACAUCUCAAAACUCUUGUCCGUUGCUCAACAGCUUAAUAAACUUGGUCAGGCUCUGACAGUUCUUGAUGCAGAAUUGCACAAGCAAGUAUUAACCAAUCACGAGGAUUUGUUAUCACAAGUAACAUGGGUUGAGAAAAUUGAAGGAGUUCUCGCAAUAAUGAGAACUCACGUACAAAGUUUGUUGUCUGCUGUCGAGAGGCUGAGGGCCAAAAUAAUAGACCCUUUCAACCGAAUCGAAACGCAAACAGUUGUUUUGUCCAGACUACACGAAACUUCAGACUUGCUGCGAAGAGUCGCAAGAGUGCAACAUCUAUUACACUCACAACGAUUACAUGCUCAAAUAGGGAAUUCAUCACAGGGUUCUGACAUCAUCAAAGCUGCUAAAAGUCUUCACGAACUUGAACAGCUCAUGUCAGACACGGAUUUAAGUGGACUUGAUGUUGUUGCCGAUGAUCAACAAGCUGUAAAAACUCACCGUAUUAAUGUACAAAGAAUUGCUAAUCAUACUAUGAACCGAGGCUUGGAAACGACCAAUAGUGCACAAGUAAGUGUAGCGGUCCAGGUAUUCGAGAAUUUAGGGAUACUUGAAAAAGCUAUCGAAAGUACAGAAACAUCAGCCCUUGGAAAUAUCGAAAAAGUAGCCAAAGAAGCAUUAGAUGUAUCUCUACCCACGAGUCAAGAUCUUGCAAAGAAAGGCGGUGGGCCAGGAAGAGCAGCGAUUCCCUCUCCUGGAUCUUCCGGCAACGUCAGGACUCGAUUGUGGGAAAAUCUUGAUCGUUUAUUUCAAGAUACUGUUUACACUCAUUGUGUACAAAUCGAACUCCUGGAAAGAGUUCUCGUCGAACAUCAUACAAAAGGCUUCGAAACAUUGUCUGAGGACUUCUGGAAUAAAAUCAUGGCUCUUUUGUCAAAAGUCUUUUUAGAAAAAGCUCAAGGAUCGUCGUUUGUGAAACAAGCUCUGGAAGGUGAAUAUCCGAAAUUUCUUCGGGUAUUUCUAGAUGUGCGAAAACGGCUGAAGGAAAAGUCCCACGCUGCUGGUACUUACACACUAGGUCGCAACAUUCUACAACCAUUUGAAAAUGCGUAUUUGUCGCGUUCGGUUUCACGACUUUUGGACCCAGUUCAUACUAUGUUUUCCGGAGAUUCCGCUCCGGGUCAAGACGAAAUCGACAGUUUGAUCAGGACCGUGACAAGUGAGUUGAGCGUAUCGUUGGUGGACGAAGGAUUAUCCACGGUGGUAGCGAGGAACGUUGGAAAAGCCAUAAGGUUAUUUUGUCUGAAAUGCGAGCAAGGUUUAGUGACUGGUGGGGAAGCUAGCCAGGUGAUCGAUUCGCCAACUCCGGGUCAACAAUCGAACGUUGUAAUGGCAGACCUUUUGCAUUAUUUGGCGACUCAAACGAGUCGCGUAGUUGCCAACCUCGCGGGAAGUUUACCGAGUGAAGGAGCCACGAUCAUUGCCUCGGCUCUCGAUGAAAUUGACACAUUGACAAAAAAUAUUCUUGCCCCGCUUUUGUCAUCCAUCAAUGACGCUAUUGAAAGUAUUAUUUUGACGAUGCACGACGAUCCAGAGUUUCGAGAUCCAUCGAGUCCGCUUGGCCGUGAAAUCGGAUGUUCUCUUUACAUGAGAGAAUUGCAAGGCUUCAUAUUACGAUCUGUCACAACAUUUUUGGCGCCCUAUAAAAACCAAGCGGUGGUCGCUGAGUGCUGUAAAACCGUGGCUUCGAGAUGUAUCGAGCUCUUCGUCCGUCACGCCUGUCUGAUCAGGCCAUUAACUGACUACGGAAGAGCAAAAUUGAUUGCGGAUUUUACACAAAUGGAAAUAGCGGUAACGCCUUUGUGUCGAGGAGGACAGCUUGGAUUUUUGGAACAACAGCAGUACAGAACUUUGAGAGCAUUAAAAGUUCUUUUACCUCUCAGUCCUGAAGAAAUGGUUGAGAAAGUCGUGAAAGUUGAAGGUGAAGGCGCGGUACCAGCGUCACUUAUUUUAUUGCAUCUCUUUUCUGGGGCACCGGCCGAGUUGCAAUCGCCUCAUCAGAGCGCUGGCUGGUCCAUCAGUCGUUUAUCUCAAUGGAUGGACACUCACACCAGCGAGCGAGAACGUUUGGCUCUGAGCAGCGGGCCCUUGCAACGUUAUCAAUCGACAAUAAGGCAACGAAAUCUUCCCACGUUUCAUCAUUUAUUUCCACUGAUGACUAAACUAGCGAGCCUUAGUGAACGUACGAAUGAAAAUACAAUAAAAUAAAUUGUUUUUUUUUCUUUAAUAAAAAAAAAAUACUGAGAAAGCAGGUCCUUCCAAGCUGCCUUGUAACAUAAUAUAUCUUAUCUGUAUUAUAUGUCGAGUUUAUCCACAGUCAACAAAAUGAAUCUUACAUAGAAAUCGCCUUAAAUCUUAAAUUGGCAAGUAGAAAAGAAUAUUUCUUAGGCUUUUAUCACAGUGGAAUAAAAAUCAGGGUAAAUUAAGGUCUUGAAAUUCCUCCCAUUAAUCUUCGGCUAUCAAUUGUUCCACAAUCUUUGUACGUAUGAAGUUUUUGAUAAAUACAUUCCCGUCAUUAGCAUGACGCUAAUUAUAA